Messenger RNA from Pollicipes pollicipes, 1973 nucleotides. Its product is annotated as caspase-like. Gene Ontology annotation, cellular component: cytoplasm. Gene Ontology annotation, biological process: positive regulation of neuron apoptotic process; proteolysis; apoptotic process. The record is from RefSeq and is a predicted model, not a curated record. Lineage: Eukaryota; Metazoa; Arthropoda; Thecostraca; Pollicipedomorpha; Pollicipedidae. Gene Ontology annotation, molecular function: cysteine-type endopeptidase activity. The transcript is spliced from 5 exons. The coding region runs from base 37 to 783 and encodes 248 amino acids.
CGCGCCCCGACCUCCAAGGACUCGUUCCUAUACAACAUGGAGCACGUGCGGCGGGGUCGGGCCGUCAUCUUCAACCACCGCGACUUCCACCCGGAGCAGCAGAUGAAGAUGCGGAACGGCACGGACGUGGACCGCGACGCGCUGGCGGGGGUCCUGCGCGACCUCGACUUCGAAGUCACCGUGUACAACGACCUGCGCAAGUCGGAGCUGUUCGCCGUGCUGGACAAACUGUCCACCGAGGACCACAACGACGCCGACUGCAUAGUGGUCUGCUUCCUCUCCCACGGCGACAGUGGCGUGCUCUACACCUACGACGAGAUCCUCAAGUCGGACCAGCUCUGGGCCCGCUUCACCGCCGACCGCUGCCCGUCGCUGGCCGGCAAACCCAAGAUCUUUUUCGUUCAGGCGUGCCAAGGGGACCAGCUGGACGGUGGCACGACGCUGGUGCCGCGCCGCACCGCCACCGACGGCGACGUGGUCUCCUACAAGAUCCCGACCCACGCCGACUUUCUGCUGUGCUUCUCCACCGUGCCCGGGUACUACUCGUGGCGCAACACCACCAACGGCUCGUGGUUCGUGCAGGCGCUGGCCGCCUGCCUGCGCCAGUACGGCCGCACCACCGACCUGCUUACCGUGAUGACCCGCGUCAACCGCAUGGUGGCCACCGACUUCCAGUCCAACUGCCCCGGCGAUCCCGGCAUGCACCAGCGCAAGCAGAUCCCCUGCAUCAGCUCCAUGCUGACCCGAGACGUCAUCUUCAGCGCCAAGACGGGCCGGCGCUAAGAGGCGUGCCGGAGGCUCUGGCCGCCGAGCCGACAGGGCGGGUCAGCUGUGCCGGCCGAGCGGGUCAGCUGUGCCGACACAGCGGGUCAGCUGUGUCAGCGCUGCAGAUGGGGAUUGGUGGAGGAGCAUUCAAGGGAGGCUCGGCUCGGACGCCUCAGGUCGUCGGCUCACCAGCGACCCGCACCGGCCUGCGGACGGCAGUCGAUGGGCGCGGCGGAACGGCUCGGUACACGUGCGCAGCCGUCCGGGCCGUGUGUCGUGACGUCACUCAGCGGCUGGUGUGACGUCAGGGACCGGCGUGCUGUGACUGGUGUGUCGUUUGGUGCCGGUGUGUUGUGACGUCACUCGGCGGCUGGUGUGACGUCAGGGAGCGGCGUGUUGUGACUGGUGUAUCGUUUGGUGCCGGCGUGUUGUGAUGUCACUCGGCGACUCGUGUGACGUCAGGGGCUGUGCGGGGGUGGGAGUGUGGUGCGCACUGCAUUCACUGCGGCUCUGGCUGCCACUCACCAGCCAUUACCGGCUCGGCACUCGGGGACACGGCCAGCACGUGCGUGACGCUGUAUCUGCGCCUGCGUCUUCGAAACCCGGUCUCAGACCCGCACCGAGUCGAGGGAAUCUGUGAAGUCUUUGAAGCGCAUUUUGUUGUCCGGCUGCUGAUCUGCCUUGUGAUGAUGUGGGUGAUCUGAUCUGUGCUGAUUUGUCUCCUCUGGUCCGCUAUCCUGACCGUAUCGGACAGUCGCAGCUGUCGGAUACGGUCGGUGUCGAAUCUGUCAGAUCGUUAAUCGUAACGAUUCCCAGGGUCUUAGUAAUUUGCCGAGGUCACACGACGUUAUGAGAUUUUCCGAGGUUUCGCCACAGAGUGUAGAAGCCAGGGGUUGCCGAGAUAGCGUAUCGGUACUCUAUAAGUUUAGUAAAUCUUGGAGAUACCGGAACCGGAGAUAACAGUCGUGAUUCCUCCAAAAACCAAUAGUUAAAUGCUUUGUCCUGUUGUUUUCCGGUUUCUGUACUGACCUAAAGUUGUCUCCAUAAUAUGUUGCUAUUUUUGGUAUAUGUGAGGUUAGCGCCUGGGUGUGAACAGAAAUUCUACAAGUACAACUUGUGUAAUACAUUUUUCGCUUAUAGGACUACGAAUCGUGGCCGCAAUUGAUGUAUGCAUCCCAAACUCAUGGUUCAAAACCGUCCACGUGCAU